Botrytis cinerea B05.10 is the source of this 2350-nucleotide messenger RNA. RefSeq lists its product as hypothetical. The transcript has a single exon. Bases 728 to 2221 code for a protein of 497 amino acids. The record is from RefSeq and is a predicted model, not a curated record. NCBI's taxonomy places the organism in Eukaryota, Fungi, Ascomycota, Leotiomycetes, Helotiales, Sclerotiniaceae.
GCUUUCAUUAUCUUAUGAUAUGGUACCGAGUAGCCCCGGGUUCGAUUCCCGGAUUCGGAAAAUAUGUCUUUGGAUUUCUUUUUGUGUUUGGUUUAUUUUUUUGCUGGUCGUGUUUUCUGGAGGGGUGGAAAAGGGAGGAAGGAGUGAGGAGGAGUUUGGGGUGGUGCUGUUUUGGAGGUGAAAGACAGAGAGGGUUGGUUGGUUUUGCUGGAGCGGGGUAUGAUGUGGGGUGGAUUUGCUUGUGUAUGAGUAAUUUCUGGUGAAAGAGUGUAUGUAUGUAUGUAUGUAUCUAUGCGGGGACUGGGAAGAUGGAGAGAACGAGAGACCGAAAGAAGAAAAAGAAUAAAGAUAAAAAGAUAUGCUGUAUAACAAUAAUAUCGAGGCUCUUUCUCCAGAGGGAGGGAGCGUAGAUUGAGCGGUAGCCAAUUGGACAGUUUCAUUUGCACCAAAUCAAGCAGCCCCCUUUAAGACCGCGAUUCUGUUUUUGUUUUCUUUUUAAAAAUGUCCAAAUAAAUGUUGAGACUAUUUCUAUAUUUUGAUUUUUCUCAAGUGCGAGUUCGAAAUAUAAUCAGAUACUCUUUAUUUCCUAGUAGGGCUCAGCGUCCUCUGGGGCAAUCCAAUAUUACCUGCGUAAUCAAUCAAUCAAUCAAUCAAUCCAAAGCCAAUCACCUUCCUUCCCUCUUCACUCCGAAAUGAAUUAACCAAUCUCUCAGCGAUUGCAGCCAUCAUGUCCAACCCGUUAUCCAAAUCAAAUCUCGUGCUUCUUGUCCCUGAACUUCUCACUGCUAUCGUCUCUUACCUACCUAAUCCCGAUCUCAAGAGCCUUCGUCUGACAUACAAAGCUCUGGGCGAGGAAGUUCUUCUUCGUUUUGACAGGGUCUUCUUGUCUGCUAAUCCGCAAAAUAUUGAAGUUGCACGAGCAAUUGCUGAUAACGAAAAGUUUCGCAAAGGAGUUCAAGAGAUCAUAUGGGAUGAUGCUCUACUUGUCCACGAACUAGCGAGGCCAAAUGAAGCAAUUCGUAUGCUAGAAGAACCUCCUCGGCCGGAAGACGACCCUCCCACCUGGUUUGUACGAGCUUGCAAAAACAACAUUGAGAAUUUGAAAAAUCUCAAAAGAGACAAAAAAAGGCCAAAGACACGAGAGUUUUUGCCAUUUUCCGAAUCAUGGAAUUACUAUGAGACGCUGUUAGAGCAGCAGGAAGAAGUCCUGGAGUCUGGGGCAGAUAUUGAUGCAUUGAAGUAUGUCUUGGAGCGCUUUCAGUCACUACAAAAAAUUACCAUUACACCCGCCGCUCAUGGUAGUUUGGAUCGACCACUUUACGAAACGCCUAUGAUAAAAUCUUUUCCAAAAGGUUUCAACUAUCCAAUACCACGUGGUUGGCCAUCUUCUGGGCCACUAGAAAUAUAUAUAUUACCUCCAUGGAAUGAUAAAACUGCUAAGAAACAAUGGCGAGGGUUUUGUAUUAUCACCAACGUACUUGCUGGACGGAAUGACCACCACAUCUUAGAGCUAAUCAUCGAUGUCAGAGAACUCGAAACAGGACUGAGUUGUCGUAUCUUUGAUGAGCCAUGUGAAGAGUAUAACAAUCUUGUUCAUCUAAUUCAACAGCCAGGCUUCCGUCGUAUAGAUCUUGCCCUGCUUGCUGAUGGGCAGUAUUAUGACGACUGGUCCAGUUUUCGUAGUGGUCACUUGAAAAGAAUGUUCGAGGCAGCGCCUGAUUUAGAGCAUGUCAGUCUCCGAAUAGCGGCCGAUUACGGUCAGAUCUAUCCUGAUUUUGAGCAAAACCGCAUUCCACUUCAGACCAUCUUCCCGGUUGAUCGAUGGCGGAAGCUCCAAUAUUUUGGUCUUUCAAAUUCCAUCGUAGACGGACCUGAUCUGCUUUCCCUGCUCGGUGCGCUUCCGACAACACUACGAUUCGUCGAAUUAAGUUUUUUAGAAUUCGUUGGUGAUCGUGGAAACUACCGCGAUAUCCUCCAUGAUAUACGCGAUACUCUUGAUUGGCGUGGCCGAGCUGCUGACGAAAGACCCAAGCUCAUAAUCCAUGUCCACGGAUCAAGUAUGCGACACACUCCAAUGCGGUACCAAUGUGUGGACGACCAAGCAAACGGAUUCAUCUAUGGCGACAAAGAAAAUCCAUUCGGGGCCAGAUUAAACGGCAAUGCACUGAUACAGAAGAUGGGCAUUGAGCGAUUUCACUUCGGGUGCUGUUACUCGGGAUGAAGGUUUUGGUAUGUGAAACAACAGCUACACGAAGACCGACAGGAACCGGGAUCAUCAUAACCAAAUGAUAAUCUGAGUACAGAAAUAUUACGGAAUGGUACAUACUUAAUAGAAGAUUUUAAUACUGCA